This is a messenger RNA of Candoia aspera, 2435 nucleotides long. RefSeq names its product TIA1 cytotoxic granule associated RNA binding protein like 1 (gene TIAL1). The transcript has 14 exons. Bases 397 to 1476 code for a protein of 359 amino acids. Gene Ontology annotation, cellular component: nucleus. Gene Ontology annotation, molecular function: mRNA binding; DNA binding. The record is from RefSeq and is a predicted model, not a curated record. Lineage: Eukaryota; Metazoa; Chordata; Lepidosauria; Squamata; Candoiidae.
GUGGUUGGCGGCCGCGGCCAUUUUGUGGACCCUUUUAUUCAACCCCCCCUUCCCGCUGUAGCUAUCCAUUAAAUCCUACCUUGGGGGCUGCCGAGGCCGAAGAAAAACGAGAGGUCUUAGGCGGCUCUCUUUUUUCAAUCGUGUCUCGGAGCCUCCCUACAUUUUUUCCGGUCGGUGCAGCAUCCUGGCUCUGUCUGGGAGCGGCUUUCCUGUAGCGUGAUGGAAGACGACGGGCAGCCCAAAACCCUGCGCUCUGAAAGUUCCACAGUCAACAAGAACAUGUAGAAAGUGCACAUACCCAGCUAAACUCACUAUGUAGGAAAUCUUUCCAGAGAUGUGACCGAAGUCCUUAUACUUCAAUUAUUCAGUCAAAUUGGACCCUGCAAAAGCUGUAAAAUGAUAACAGAGCAACCCGAUAGCAGAAGGGUCAACUCUUCUGUUGGAUUUUCUGUUUUGCAGCAUACAAGCAAUGACCCUUAUUGCUUUGUGGAAUUUUAUGAACACAGGGAUGCAGCUGCUGCAUUAGCUGCUAUGAAUGGGAGAAAAAUUUUGGGAAAGGAAGUAAAAGUUAACUGGGCAACAACACCAAGUAGCCAAAAAAAAGAUACUUCAAAUCACUUUCAUGUGUUUGUGGGAGAUUUAAGUCCAGAAAUAACAACAGAAGAUAUUAAAUCAGCAUUUGCUCCUUUUGGUAAAAUAUCGGAUGCACGGGUAGUUAAAGAUAUGACAACAGGAAAAUCAAAAGGAUAUGGUUUUGUAUCAUUUUAUAAUAAAUUGGAUGCAGAAAAUGCAAUUGUGCAUAUGGGAGGCCAGUGGUUAGGAGGUCGUCAGAUCAGAACUAACUGGGCAACACGAAAACCACCUGCCCCUAAAAGUACACAAGAAAACAACACAAAACAACUGAGAUUUGAGGAUGUAGUAAAUCAGUCAAGCCCCAAAAACUGUACUGUCUAUUGUGGAGGAAUUGCCUCUGGAUUAACAGAUCAGUUGAUGAGACAGACAUUCUCACCUUUUGGGCAAAUUAUGGAAACAAGAGCUUUUCCAGUUAAAGGCUAUUCUUUUGUAAGGUUUUCAACUCAUGAAAGUGCAGCACAUGCUAUUGUUUCAGUCAAUGGAACUACAAUUGAAGGGCAUGUUGUUAAAUGCUACUGGGGUAAAGAAUCACCAGAUACAACAAAAAAUUUCCAGCAGGUGGAUUACAGUCAAUGGGGGCAAUGGAGUCAAGUUUAUGGGAAUCCGCAGCAGUAUGGGCAAUAUAUGACAAAUGGAUGGCAAGUGCCAUCUUAUGGAAUGUAUGGUCAAGCAUGGAAUCAACAAGGGUUUGGUGUUGAUCAAACACCAUCUGCAACUUGGAUGAGUGGAUUUGCUGCUCAGCCUGCCCAGGGACAAGCUGCUCCUGUAAUACCUAAUCAGGCUGGCUAUGCAUUUUAUAUCACAGGUUUUGAGAAAAAUUACAUUAAAGAUGCUUUUAAUUGAACAUUAAAUCCUGAUGUUUUCCUGUGGACCAAAAAUUGCAUCAAAGCCAACAAUAUAUUCUUCAUUAACUUCAGAGCCAUCAUUUAGAAGACAUAUUCAUGGAAAUAUUUUAAAAAUUAAUUUUAUAAAUAUUUGAACAAACUGAAAUCUGGUGUAAAUAUUUUGGUUUGGUCUGAUAAACAUUGUUAUCUGUAGUAGUAUCAAAUACUUCCGUUUACAUCCAGAAGCAAAUUACAGCUUUUCAAAUCUAAUACGCUUGAAGUACAAAGUUUCAUUUAAUUUGGAGGUGCCUUUUUAAUUUUGUUUUUUAAGCAGUCAUAUUUGUCCCUUUACAUUACCAACUGCAGUGUUACAAAGGUAUGCUCGGACACGGAAGUAGCAAUUUUACAGAGAAAGUUAUUUUAUUCUGCUGCUUUUUUUUGCAGUAGAUUAACAAGAAUGCACCAAACACUUCCAAAACUAUCUAGUAUAUACAGUGAAAAAUUAUUAUUCAGAAAGCCUUAAUUUUAAAUUAAUCAUUCCGUUUGUCACCAGAAAACUGAAUUAUUUUACUUUAUGCUACCCACUGUGUAAAUAAUGAGGUGGACAACUUUGUGUACCUGUAGAAGGCUCCUAUAAGUUCCUGAGUGUUUUAAAAAUGACACUGGAUUUUUUUAAAAUCUAGGAAUAUUUAGCUGAAUUUUUUUAAAUUAGAUUAAAGAAUUUCUAAAAUAAGGCAUUUUAAUAAUGUCCCAUAAACAGAAAUGCAGUUGGAACAAGUAUACAACUUAUGGAUUAUACUUAAAUGUAUUUCGUUUUUAUUUAUUUUUGAGUGGCUUGCAUUUCACAAAUUUGUAUUGAAGCUAGGUUGUUUGUGGAUUGAAUAUUAUUGAUAAAUCAUGAAGUGGGUAAAAUGUUACAUAGGGUUACUUUUUACUUUAUGGAUACACUGACACAAUAAAUUUGAAAUUCAAAAUGAA